This is a messenger RNA of Yamadazyma jaroonii, 423 nucleotides long. NCBI's taxonomy places the organism in Eukaryota, Fungi, Ascomycota, Pichiomycetes, Serinales, Debaryomycetaceae. The record is from the annotation of a GenBank genome assembly.
AUGGAAAGAACUGUUGAACCUUAUUAUUUCGAUAACAUCAAAACAUCUAUUAAAUCGUUUAAAACUCCAUACAUUGAAAAACUGAAUUGUUUCAUAUCUUCAAUCAAACAUGACGAAAAGAUUAUAAACAAACACGAUCUGGAUUCAGAUUCAGAUUAUGAAAAUGCUAUUGAUUCAGAAGAUGAUCUUGAAGUUCAAGCAUUAUAUGAUGAUGAAGAACAUCCAAUCAAAUUGAUCAGAACUAAUUCUUUAGAGCCUUAUUUUAGACCAAAAAUAGCUAUAAACUAUACUAACUAUUAUGAUUCAAUCGAUGAUUCCGAUGAUGAAAUCGAUUUAACCAUUAAACCCCAUCCUGAAUUUCCUAUGAAAAAUGUCGUUAGAGAUGAUUUUGAUAACGAUACUUCAUUUGAUUUCUUUUUAUGA